CGGCUUUCGGCCUGUCUCAUUAACCCAUUUCUCUCAGCUCACUGUUUCCUUCUAGGAAUUAUGCACCGCUGCUUUCAGAUUCUCGAGAUAUUGGUCCACCUACUAUGUUGUGUUGAUAGCAAAGAGCCUCUCUCCAGGCUAGCUAGGACAUGCAAGCUGUUCAAGGAACCUGCGCUUGAUGCUCUCUACGCUGUGGUCGACGACUUUUGCGAUCUGCUCAUGUGUCUGCCCCGAGACGCCCUCAUCUUCACACCACAUGGAUCUGGAUUGGACUUGCUUGGCUUUCAGCGCGACAUUUCCACAAGUGACUGGAACAUUCUAAUGCAAUACACCUCUCGCGUUCGUAUUCUUCGCGGACUCUGGGGCUUUGACACUCCCUUUCCGAAUCCAAACGUGUUGAUCACGGAUGAAGCGUGCCAAGCACUAUCGAGCUGCCCUCUUCCCUCAGGCACUUUGUUUCCCAAGCUGCGCACCCUACGACUCGUCGAGCCUGGAGAUGCUCAACUAGAGAUGAUGCGUUCUAUUCUGCUAGGAACCCGGCUCAUCCAUCUCUUCAUCCACAGCUGCACCUUCUUCGCCGGCGAUUUCAGUGGGCAGGUCCCUGAUUUAGCAUCCCGCGCCCCAUCGCUCGAAACGCUCGUGAUAGAGUUUGAUGAGAAGUCGGACCUGCUGGUCGACGAGAAGCCUGUCGAGACGACCACGGCGAUGGCCAACAACAUUUGCCAGCUGCAACGGAUCAGAACUAUACAAUGUGGACCCGUCAAUGAAAGGCUUCUGGAGCACUACGCGUCACUACCGGAGCUCAAUGCUUUGACCAUCCAGGUCUCGCAUGACUCACAGUGGCUUGCGUCGCAAGGUCCCCCGUACCGUAUGCCACAGUCGCUAACGAUUCAAGCUAUACAGUACGAAACGGGCGGACGAGCGCUCCGGAGGUUGGCGGGUACUACACCGUCUGCUACACCGCAGACGGCAUUCAAACUCCGCCUCCGUACCGUCAAGUUCGACGCUAUGUGGCCUUUCGGUUCAGCUGAACCCUUGGCAUCCUUCACUACAGCCCUUGCGUCCUGCGCAUGCCCUGGCCACCUCACGGAGGUCACCAUCUCGAAUGCUUGCGAUAAUGCUGACAGUGAUGUCAUUGAGCCUGACGAGGCGUAUUACCCCGUUAAAAUUGACGACCUCCAGCCUUUGACACAUCUCUCGAACCUGAGGCGACUCUCCCUUGUGUAUAGUGUUAUCCCAAUACUCGGUGGCCAGCAUGGCCAGCUGCUGGACCUGCUUCCAUCCUGGCCUCUUCUUGAGACGCUCGAGAUAAGGCCGUUCUCGCUCAGCGCCACAACGCUCAUAAUCGUGCUUACGGAUCUGCCCAACCUAUCCAAUCUCGCCAUCGACGUCGUGAUAGAAGACGCAGAACUCGAGACCAUUUUUGAGAAGCUGGACUUUCGCACUCUUCCCACGAAUGAGAGGAUAAGUGCCCUCAGCAUUCACAAUCGCACGGACAGAAAUAUGAAGUCUUUGGAACCUCUCUUUCAUCGACUCGUUCCCCGAGUAAUGUGGUCUGGAGACUGAUACUAUACAUCUUUUUCCACUGUAGUGUGCUGCCCUUGUAUACAUCAAUUGUACCUC
Molecule: messenger RNA, 1623 nt
Organism: Coniophora puteana RWD-64-598 SS2
Lineage: Eukaryota; Fungi; Basidiomycota; Agaricomycetes; Boletales; Coniophoraceae
Exons: 3
Coding region: 61-1566 (501 amino acids)
Source: RefSeq, a predicted model, not a curated record